Molecule: messenger RNA, 2997 nt
Organism: Pecten maximus
Lineage: Eukaryota; Metazoa; Mollusca; Bivalvia; Pectinida; Pectinidae
Exons: 7
Coding region: 239-2620 (793 amino acids)
Source: RefSeq, a predicted model, not a curated record
UCACAGAUCCUGGGAGAGGGACAGAAAACGUACAACCAAAACCUACAAGACGGUCUCUCGAUACAGCUUUCAGGGCAGUGUCUCUUGACUCUUCUGAUGCCCAACCAACAACCGAAGUUGAGGCAUCAACAGAAAUAUACAUGUUAAUGGCAUUUGGUGCCUAAUCCAGUUUGGACAUCAUUGAGUGCUGAACAAUUUAAAUAAUUUCAAUCAAAGCAAGAUAACUCUUCAUUUCAAGAUGGAAAAAAGAUCAACAUGUAUUGCAAAUGAAAGUCACAAGAAAAUUUGUAAAUUUAUAUUUCGAGGAAACAAUGUGGAGAGGGGAAUUGUUGAUGUGUUAAAACAGUCCUGUCCAGAAGAGUUAAGUUCUGUAACUUCAAGCAUGGUGUCAAAAGAAUGUAAAGAGCUGUGCAAGCGUAGUAAUGAUACUGUAUUACAGAACAGAUCAAAAGAUGGAAUAUUGAAUUUUUCUUGGGAUAAACUUCACCAAGAGUUACAAAUUAGAGCUCCACAUACACUGAAAGUUGUUUCAUCUAUUGUAACAGAUAUCCCCCAUAAUGUUGUACAAGGGAAGCCAUUUUACCAUGUUUUGAAUUCUGUAGCAAUUGCUUUGCAUGGAAGAUCUCGCGAAAUGACAGUUCUACAGUACCUCUGUGGCAUGGUAUUACUGCAUGGAGGAUGCACCCACAGGGACAUAGAAAGGCUAGCCAAAAUAGGAUUAACUGUCACUGCAGAAACACUGAGGAGGAAAAUGGUAACAUGGGAGGAACAUCUAGAUGUUGAUCUGAUCAAACUGAGGGAUGGUUGGAUUGAGGGAGAUGCAUGUAUGAAAAAGUAUCAGCUGGUUGGUGACAAUUGGGAUAAGAACAUAGUACCUUCUUUCAGAACCUCCCAACAGAAAACAAUCUCUUUACAUUUGUUCAAUAUCAUUGGUGUCCUUGAUAGGAUUCAGCCAGCAGUGGUUAAUGAUUCACAGGUACAAGACAUUUCUGAUUGUGAUGCUACAGAUUUCAUACCAUCUGUUGAGGAUCAAAAACUACUUUGUGAAGAACUAACUUUCAUAGUGGCAACAUCUAUCAUUGGAAAUAUUGAUCAGAUGACAACUUUACUUGGAGCUAUAUACCCCAAACACCUUAAACAUGAGUACAGCGAUUUUGUAGGAUUGAAAACGCAGCAGCAUGCUCUCGGUUUAUUCGACUGUAAUGAAACAAAGACCCAAGAUGUAAUAAGGAUGUUGAAGGAGAUGACCAGAAAGUAUGUUCCUAUCCGAGAUGAGGAGAUUGUUGAAGAAGUUUUCUUUGGUGGAGACAGAUUGACUGAUGAAAGAAUUCAAACAGCGCAAGAAGCUAUGGUAAACAAUGAAAAGGCAACAGACCGUUUAGAAGGCUUUAUUUCCAAGAUUGAAGAUUUUCAUAGGCUGAUGAACUUUCUUGAGGCAAUAUGGAAACUGACCUACUCCACCAACUCGGGCAAAGACAGAGGAACAGCAUAUUACUACAGAAAUCUUUUGAAUGCCCGCAAUGUAAAGAAAGACGUGAAAAAUUCCUACAGAGCAUACAAGUUCUUGUAUUACUCCAUAUUUGAUGCAAUUUGUUGUGCCCUUUUCCUGAAGGAAAUGCAAAUCAACAGUAUGGAAAGCGAGAUUCCAAUACCACUGUCAUGGAAACAAUGGAGCAAUGAUCAAAAAAUAGAAUGGAUGAAUUCCAUAGCACAACGGUUGGUUAAAAGGUGGUUCUUCGACAGUCAAAUAGAUGACCAAGAUUUGCUGAGGAAUGUUCGAGACGUGCUGUCAGAUCCAGAUCACCCCGAAAACUAUUGGACAUCAAAUGUCGUACAAGACCGUUUCAAGUGUCAUUAUUGUGAUAAGACUUAUGUCUUUAUAGGAAGUUUGAAAACUCAUGAAAAGUCUGUCCAUCAACAUGUUGAAGAGGUCCCCAGUAAAGUCAACGACACAGUAUCUGAGGAACAAGAUGAGCUACAUGACCAUAUGCUCCUUCAAUUUCGUCUCAUAGCUCUGCACAAGAAUUUGGACACAGCAGUUGACAUGGGAGAUGGAAAGCGUGCUGUCCGCUCAGCUAAAUACGAAACACCCAUUUACAACCUGACAAACAAAACAAAAUACUUGAUCGGAAGUGUUCACUUGACUGGAUUAGUAUCUGGUACAUUACCUAAACAGCAAAGUGAACGCCUUAUUGCAAAUAGGUGCAUCAAUAUCACAGGAGGAAAGAACAACAAUAUAGCAUUAGACGAAUAUGUAGAACUUCUAAACAGAGAAACUAAGGACACUUGCUCUGGUUUUCAAACAAAGGAAAGCAUUAUUGCUCAUUCAAAAGAAUUUCCACAUCUUAUAGAUGCUGUGAAACACUUCGAUAGCAUAUGCGAAAUUCGUCAGAGGAAAGGUUUCCAUAAAUUACCAUCAUACAAGAAUGAUGUAAAAAAGGUUGUAAAUGACUUGCUUGAAAUUAAAGCUCUAGAUAAUUUACCUGGUCGUUCCCUCAGGUGUCGUUCAUUGGUUCGUAACAGAAAUCCAUAUAAGGAAAGUUACAGGAAGCUUGUGAGCAUGAUCCACCGUCAUAAACCGUCACUUCCAUUCAGGCGAUUGCGAAACAAGAGACUGUGAUAUGCUGAGGAUUGAUAUAGUCCAGUAAAAUAUAUCAUCGACUUUACAGGCAUGUAGUUUAAUGCCAAAAUAUGCACUUUGAGAGAAGUAGUUGUAUUUAUAUUUCACAUUUGACCAUACAUUUUUACCAGAUCUUUGAUAUAGCUUAUUGAUGAUGGUAUUGUUACCACAUGCACAAAUUCUAAGUAUAACAGAUGAACCUGUUGUGAAAUGUCUUUCAUUGUGUACUGACAAUUAUUGUUAAAAAUACUAAAGAAUUAUACAUGAUCAGGAGUCUUUUGAUUAGUUUUGUCACAAUAUACUCAUUAUUGAAAUAUUAAUGAUACCAUAAAUUUAGUUGGUGUUUGAUCUAUGGUUAUGAUUAUUUACUGGUCACU